This is a messenger RNA of Cavia porcellus (domestic guinea pig), 5410 nucleotides long. RefSeq names its product transmembrane protein 63C (gene Tmem63c). NCBI's taxonomy places the organism in Eukaryota, Metazoa, Chordata, Mammalia, Rodentia, Caviidae. The transcript has 26 exons. The record is from RefSeq and is a predicted model, not a curated record. Gene Ontology annotation, molecular function: calcium-activated cation channel activity. The coding region runs from base 682 to 3096 and encodes 804 amino acids. Gene Ontology annotation, cellular component: plasma membrane.
UUGGCUUCCUCUCGCUGGGUGGCGGGGAUUUUGAUGAAACUGGAGACCCACUUGAGGAGUGUAGCCUUGGGCAAACUUGGAAAUGACCCAGCCCACUCGAUUGGGCCUCCUGGGCGGGGCCGUGGCGUCUGUAGCAAUUUCUAGUGUUCGGGAAGAGGGCGCCGGAACCGAUACCAGCCGCAGAGCAGCCGAACCGCGAGGUGGUCCCCGGGCGGGGUGAAGCGGUCUGAGCAGCCUCGGGGAGGGGCCGCGGCUGGCUGCUGCUGAGAGGAGCUGCUCCCGCAGUGGUGCGGAGGGGAAUUUGCUGACGGUCCCUUGCCAGGUGGUGCUGGGUCCACAGAGCCAGCGAGGAGGAGGAGGACCGGCUGGCAGCUCCUCCCAGGUAGGAGCGUGUGGCCUGUCGCCGCACCCGGCAGCCCGAGCACCGCGCCUAAGCUGGGCCGUGGCGCCGAGGUGCAGAUGUGAGCCUUGAAGGAGCCACUUUUGUGGUCAGGAAUCUGCAGAACACUGCCGAGUGACUUGGAGAAGCUCCUGGGGACUGAUCAAGAGGAGGAAGGCCCCAGGAACAGCCCAUCAGGCGAACCCCAGCCUCACCUGCUGCCCAAGCUGCCCUGUAGCUGAGUGGAGCCUCCUGGCCUGACUCUGUCUUGCCUGGAAAUCUGAUUCAGGGAGGCUCUCAGGAUGUCCAUCUUACUGGAGGGCCUGAACCGGCACUCAGAUGUACACAACCUGACAGUGGAUGAGUGCUACCAGAACAGGAACACCGUCCUCCAGGGACAGCCCUUUGGGGGCAUCCCCACCGUGCUGUUUCUCAACAUCGCCUUAUGGGUGGUCGUCCUUUUGGUUUACUCCUUCCUCCGGAAAGCCGCCUGGGACUAUGGGCGCCUGGGCCUGCUGAUCCAUAAUGACAGCCUGACCUCACUGAUCUAUGGGGAGCAAAGUGAGAAGUCAUCACCCUCGGAGAUUUCCCUGGAGAUGGAACGCAGGGACAAGGGUUUCUGUUCUUGGCUCUUCAACAGCUUAACCAUGAAGGACCAGGAUCUGAUCAGCAAGUGUGGGGAUGACGCUCGCAUCUACGUGAUGUUCCAGUAUCACUUCAUCAUCUACGUCCUCAUCCUCUGCAUCCCUUCCUUGGGCAUCAUUUUGCCCAUCAACUACACCGGAAAUGUCCUGGACAAGAACAGCCACUUUGCUCGGACCACCAUCGUCAAUGUCUCCACAGAGAGUAAGCUCCUGUGGGUGCACAGCCUCUUCGCGUUCCUGUACUUCAUCACCAACUUCAUCCUCAUGGCCCAUCACUGCUUGGGGUUUGUGCCCAAAAAGAGCCAAAAGGUCACAAGGACAGUGAUGAUCACCUAUGUGCCCACAACCAUCCAGGACCCAGAAAUGAUCAUUAAGCACUUCCACGAGGCCUAUCCUGGCUGCGUCGUGACCAGAGUCCACUUCUGCUAUGAUGUCAGGAACCUGAUCGACUUGGAUGAUCAGAGGCGCCACGCCAUGCGAGGGCGGCUCUACUACACAGCCAGGGCCAAGAAGACUGGGAAGGUGAUGAUCAGGAUCCACCCCUGCUCCCGCCUGUGCUUCUGCAGUUGCUGGACCUGUUUCAAGGAGGUAGAUGCAGAGCAGUAUUACAGUGAGCUGGAGGAGCAGCUGACCGAUGAGUUCAAUGCCGAGCUCAACCGCGUGCAGCUGAAGCGGCUCGACCUGAUCUUUGUCACCUUCCAGGACACCAGGAUGGCGCAGCGCAUCCAGGAGGAUUUCAAGUACAUCUAUUGUGGUGUGCAGCCCCAGCAGUCCUCAGUGACCACUGUCGUCAAAUCCUACCAAUGGAGAGUCGCUCAGGCCCCGCACCCAAAAGACAUUAUUUGGAAACACCUGUCCAUCCGCCGCUUCAGUUGGUGGGUCCGCUUUUUCGCGAUCAACACCUUCCUCUUCUUCCUCUUCUUCUUUCUCACCACGCCUGCCAUCAUCAUCAACACCAUCGACAUGUACAACGUCACCCGCCCCAUCGAGAAGCUGCAGAGCCCAAUCGUGACCCAGUUCUUCCCCUCCCUGAUGCUCUGGGCCUUCACAGUGAUCCUGCCUCUGAUAGUCUUCUUCUCUGCCUUCCUUGAGGCCCACUGGACCAGAUCCAGUCAGAAUCUGAUCAUAAUGCACAAGUGCUACAUCUUUCUCGUGUUCAUGGUGGUCAUUCUGCCCUCCAUGGGACUGACCAGUUUGGACGUCUUUUUUCGCUGGCUUUUUGACAUCUACUAUCUAGAGCAGGCGACCAUCAGGUUCCAGUGCGUGUUCCUGCCCGACAACGGUGCCUUCUUCAUCAACUAUGUGAUCACGGCUGCUUUGCUGGGCACAGGCAUGGAGCUCAUGCGCCUGGGGUCGCUCUUCGUGUACAGCACCCGCCUCUUCUUCUCCCGCUCGGAGCCAGAGAGACUCCACAUCAGGAAGAAGCAGGCUAUAGAAUUCCAGUAUGGGCGAGAGUAUGCCUGGAUGAUGAAUGUCUUCACCGUGGUGAUGGCGUACAGCAUCACCUGCCCCAUCAUUGUCCCUUUCGGGCUGCUCUACCUGUGCAUGAAGCACCUCACAGACCGAUAUAACAUGUAUUACUCCUAUGCACCCACCAAACUGAGUGAGCAGAUCCACAUGGCCGCGGUCUCCCAGGCCAUCUUCGCGCCACUCUUGGGUCUCUUCUGGAUGCUCUUCUUCUCCAUCUUGCGAGUAGGUUACCUCCACAGCAUCACCUUAUUCUCACUGUCCUCCCUUGUCGCUUCCAUGAUAAUUGCCUUUCUUGGCAUUUUUCUGGGCAAGCUGAAGGCAUCUGCUGACUAUGAGCCCGAGGAGGAGACCCAGACCGUGUUUGACAUGGAGCCGAGCAGCACGUCCUCCACCCCCACCUCCCUUCUGUACGUGGCCACUGUGCUGCAAGAGCCGGAAAUGAACCUCACCCCAGCCUCCUCCCCAGCCCGGCACACCUACGGUACCAUCAACAACCAGCCGGAGGAAGAAGAGGAGAGCGGUUUGAGGGGCUUUGCAAGGGAGCUGGACUCGGCCCACUUCCAGGAAGGGCUGGAACUGGAGGGCCAGAGCCAAUACCACUGACCAGGACUCCAGACAGGGGCAGGGGAGACCCCAGCAAGGGGAGGUAAAGGAUGGCCUGGGCCUCCUUGCUCCCUCCUGCAGACUUUGGGGAGCCCCUGACGGAGACACUUGCUCCUCAACCAUAGCCUUGUGAAGACACAGCCUGCUGACCAGCUAGAAUGGAGGUGCCCAGCGGUGCCAAGGAACCCCAAGAUGGCAUGGACGCAGCACACCCUGUGUCUUGGGGAGGUGGCUGAAGCCCAAGACACAGAGACUGAGUGGAUCAAAGAGGAAGUACACACAGGAAGGAGGCAGUAAGAAGCCAUGGAACGCUUUCGGGGUCUCCGUACCUUUCUCCAGUCCUUUGAGCUGCUGCUGCUCCAGCCCUGAGGCUUCCCCGAGGUCUGAGAAGCAAAGCUCCUACGAGGUCCUGGGCCUCAGUGACAAGUCAUAAGGGAUGGUCUCAUCCCAGGUUCUCCUGCGGGAAAACUGGAGUCUUUGUACCCUACCUUUCCAACAAGGGGCAGCUAAGAAGAGGAGACUGAGUCCCUUCCUCCGUCCUCACAUGUCCCCAAGCGCAGUGAGGCAAAGCCCCUUUUUUCUACUCUUACGUGGACCCAGCCACUUGGGCUCCUUAAAGAAGGCCGGAGUGGUAUUAAAGGAGCCAGGGCAAGUUUGUGCUGGUUACUGUAAAGUGGGGCAGGACAGAGACCGUACUCAGGGUGGGAGCCUCUCCCCAGAAGGCUGGAUGUUAGGAAAACAAUACACGUUCCCAAACCCCAGGCUGAUAGAAGACCCUAGGGCCAACGAGGGAGCCUCUGAGCUUCCCUGGCCUUCCUGUCUGAGUGCUGGGCCUCAGCUCGGCCAGUGUGGGCAGCUGCUAAGGGUAACAAACCCAGACUAAAGGUUCUGGCCAUUCUUUACUGCCCAAGUAAGGAGCCUUCUUUGCCUCUCUUCAUCUUUGCAAAGGAUUACCUAAGAAGCCUCUGGGGUUCCCUGGCUUCCCACGAUGAUGUUAACCCAGUCCUGCUGGAGGUGGGGUGACAGGUGUGUUCCCCAUAGAGAAGCCCUUGCUAAGGGGACAAAGAUGCCCUCCCAGGGCUGCCUUCACCAGAGGCUUGGAGGGGCUGAAUCCUGAACAGUGCUGGUGAUUCUUAGCAUUUCUGCUGUGGCCCGAUGACACCAGCCGCCACCUCCUGGGAUAGGCUGCCAUCAGGAUCCAGUACAGCUCAGCCAAGGCGGACAUGGAGAAAGGAUCAAGUUGCAUGGGAUCUUUGCACUCCUCAGCCCCCUGAGACUGAGACCCCUCCUCAGAGUCUGGGUCACUGACUUGCUGUAGGUGGCCCAGCACUUCUCCCUUGAGAGUCUCCACCUUGUCCCAGUAACAGGUGGCCUGAGGGCAGGUCACCUACGCCCCACCCUGCUCCACCUCUGCUUAGAUCCCAGCACUGGCAGCUCCACACUUCACCCCUGCUGAGAUGUAGCUGCUCAAAGGGCAGUUGGUGCCUCAAACCUCGACAUGGGGAGUUUUCCAGAGAAUUUGGAUCAGCUGGGAAGGAGGCUAUCUUCCUCUCUGGGCACGGCUUGGAAUAAGGGGAAAUAACACCCAGCCAGGCCCAUACACACCAUUCAUGCCACAGGGGCGUAGGACCCUUUCAGUCAGCCCCAGCUCUGACUAAAGUGGGACUGCCACCUGCAGGCUGGGCCCAACCCCAUAAGGUAUGUUAGGUAUGUAAGGGGUUUGGGGUUGCUGCCAGAGGUGGGCCUGAGCCCUGUCCUUCCCUGGACACCACUUGCGAGCACCUGUUCCCAGUGGGAAAGUGCCAGUCUCUACUUGCUUCUCUCCUCUUCUUGGAGGCCUAGGGUCACAGGCAGGGCCCUGCCCAGCUAGCUGUACCUCAACCUCCAUAGUCACUGGGAAUGUGGGGGGCAUUCUUUAGCUCCCCACAUUCACCUCACAUCCAGGCCCUUCCAGGGCACCUGCCUGGCCCCCAGCUCAUACCUGUUGGCCUCUGCCUACCGCCAUCCACCCUUCCUACCCCUUCACUUACUUGAUCCUUUCUGGAGGGAGCUGCCUCUUGGAGAAGUCCAUAUGGCCUAGAGCCCCCCCCCCCCAGGGGCCCUCCCAGGCCCUGAGCAGAUCCAGCCUUGCCUGCCUGUCCCUCAGCUGCCUCUGGAAGCAAAGUGCCUAUCAGCAGCAUUGCAUCCUCUGGGGGCCCUGGAGGGCUUGUGGACUAACCUUGGCCACCACCACUAAGGAAUGUGCCAGAAUGCUGAACCUUCUUGUUAUCAAUGCUAUGACUGUGCCUUGAAUAAACAAGUCCUCCCAACCUCA